Talaromyces stipitatus ATCC 10500 is the source of this 2815-nucleotide messenger RNA. RefSeq lists its product as uncharacterized. The transcript has 5 exons. Bases 87 to 2693 code for a protein of 868 amino acids. The record is from RefSeq and is a predicted model, not a curated record. Lineage: Eukaryota; Fungi; Ascomycota; Eurotiomycetes; Eurotiales; Trichocomaceae.
GUCCAUCGUUGAUUGGUAUCACAGGGGGUAAGGAGCUUACCCUAUGAUGGUCUUCGUCUCCUGAAAUGCUCCCCUGGACAUAAAGAAUGGAUUUUUGGUCUCGGCUUGUUGGCGGUUCCCGUACUGCUUCCAAAACCCCUCGAACAAGCAGCCCCGUAGAACGACUGACAGCAUUUAAAAGAUCCUGCAACACUCUGCAACAAAUAUGGCGGACGAGCAACUCCCCUUCCAACGAGCUUGCCGCGACGUCUCAGGCGCGGGCCUGCGUUGACCGUUUGAACCACGUUCUUACCGAGGAAUCCAGAGGGCCUGCGCCCCAUCCAUGCCUGUCGUAUGCAUCCACUUCACAAAUAUUUGUGACGGUCACGAAGCUGGCUUUGACCUAUCGGGAUGAAGGAUUGGUACGAUCAUCGGCAGUCUUCUUCAAUACGCUGAUUGAUGGCGAGGUGGACGGAAUUGUCGAUAACCGUGUUUUUUCACGCGCCUUGGUUGACCUUGUUCGAAGAAACUCGGUGCGUACGGAUGAUACAGAGUCGCGGCUGGUCGAGUUGCUCUUCGGUGUUGCCAACAAUAUUCGUCUGCGUCCUCAAAUCUUGACUGCGUGGUUUAUCCCAAAACAAGCCGAACUGCCAGAGAGAGAGCUAGAAGAGGAUGAGCAGUUUGCAGGUGUCACACGCAAAGAUGAUUUUCCACUCUUUUACCUCCUGGUAGACUAUGUUCACCGUGAAGGUCGUGCAGGUGACUUUGCACGUACAGGCCUUUUGUAUCUUAUUGAAACCGCGACUCGUUCGAGGAUACUUGAGAAAUGGUUGAUUGAAAGCGACUUAGCCACUUUGAUGGCAACGGGCCUCGGAGCAGUAUACAGUCAACUGAGCAGAAAUGUCCAUCCUACAUUUGUUGAAGGAAAUGUCCCAACAAUUAUAGCACUUUCCGAUGAGAACGACGAUAUCCAGCGGAAUUCCGAAGCAACAAUGCGUUCUGACGUCGAUUCUUUCAUAUCCUACUUGCUCUUUUGGCAGGAUACGGUAGAGCACUGUCAAUCAAAAGAAGUCAAUGAUACACUUUUAGAUCAUUUCGAGGUCCUAUUCCUACAACAGCUUCUGUAUCCAUCUUUGUUGGAAUCAUCGGACAUGAAGGGUGGGUCGACUUCCACUGUGCUCUCGUAUCUGUGUCGAGUGCUUGAAUCCAUUGAUCAGCCGAAACUUGCUCACCGCACUCUUCGAUUCUUGAUGGCGAGUCCCACUGAUGCCGAGCCGAGUUUGGAGGUUUCUCAGGAUCUACAAAAAAAGCAUUUAUCUGUCAGCCGGCGCAAGUCCCUAGACAUGCUUGCCACCUUGGCAGAAGCCGAGGAACAACAGCCGUCCCCGUCAUUAUUCAAUCUUGCUGAUUUGAUAUUGAUGAGCAUCAAAUCACAAAAUAAAGAGACAAUUGUAGCGACUUUGCACUUAUUGACGGUCAUAGUACGCAGACAUCAUCCUUUUGCAGGAUCUUUAAUCAAAACGAAGGACCCGGUGUCUGGGCCACAGCGUACCGUUGGUGCUCUCAAUGAAGAGCUUCGCAGGUAUUUAUCAUUCGCAACAAGCAUUAUCGACGAUCCAUCCUUGAAUGAGUCUUUUGAACAUUACUCCAAAGAUGCCACAGUCGUCCUCGAAUCUCGUCUUUUCAUACCAUCCCCGAACAGUAGCAUCUUGGAUGGGCCGGCCGACCAACCACUCGAUCUUUCCCUGGAUGAUGCAAUCUUCAAGGAGAUUCUGAAUCUCCUGGAUAGAUUCUUUUCGAACAGUGUGACGGUAAACCUCGGACUGACUGAGCUCAUCACCAGUCUUGCUUCAUCAAAUCUAAUUUCACUCAACGGAUGGCUCUUAGUUGAUCCUUCAAACUACAAUUACAAAUCAGAAUUGCCGCCUACAGCAACAGGUUCUUCGACGAUAACGGAGGGGGUCAUUUCCAACAUCCACGACGAACGGUCUGGGCCUGUUGACCCUUUAGCAGGUAUCAUGGCUAGUCUGGCGCCAGCGACCUGGUUAGAUGGGGACGAGUCCUGCAUCUCGAAGUCUUUACGGAAACUUACCGAACAUCUCGAAGAUUGGAGGAGGGAUAUCCCAGAUUUUGAUAUUCUAGUCGCCGCUCGUCGAGACCUCUUACAUAGUGACGAUGAUGACGAUAAAUCCAAAUAUCAACGCUCGGUCAAUACAUCUCGUCAACCCUCACAAGCUCCAAAUACGCGGUCUGUGGAGGCACCUCUUUCUCCGCGCGGCAGACCUAUCAGUAAUAGCAUUACCCAAGAAGGACCACUUUCGAGCACCCCAGGCUCUCUACCACGCAGUACGAUCGGAUCUCCUUUGCGUGAGUCAUCCAUCCAAUCACAUAUGUCCUCAUCUCCGACUCGACGUCCUGUUGCGGUUGAGGACCUCCGCCAAAGACUUGCCAGCUCGUAUCGCCUUGAUAAAACUACAGACCGCCUAACCCCUUCUCAGCAAGAAAACAAGCACAAUGCUGGAGAGACACAGGUUGAUAAAGCAGCUGAAGGUGGUGAGGAACCGAGUGACGAUUCAUCACCAGCCCAGAUUGAAACCGUUGUUACACUUGGGCAUAUUCUUACGAAUGCCGUUAUCCUAUACGAGUUCAUCCUGGAGUUAGCGGCCAUGGUGCAAGUUAGGGCUACAGUAUUUGAGGAGGCGGGUUAUGCAUAAAGAGCCGCCUGGAUUCUACAUCUGUUUAUUAUCGUUAUAAUCUGGCCAUACUAAUACCCCUCUAUGUUCUGGCAGUUGAAACUGUUUUCUCGUUUAUUCAAUCUAAGCAUAUAGAGUGAUUG